Messenger RNA from Neoarius graeffei (lesser salmon catfish), 1048 nucleotides. Its product is annotated as alpha-2-HS-glycoprotein-like. The record is from RefSeq and is a predicted model, not a curated record. The transcript has 7 exons. Gene Ontology annotation, cellular component: blood microparticle; extracellular matrix; extracellular region. NCBI's taxonomy places the organism in Eukaryota, Metazoa, Chordata, Actinopteri, Siluriformes, Ariidae. Gene Ontology annotation, biological process: negative regulation of endopeptidase activity. Gene Ontology annotation, molecular function: cysteine-type endopeptidase inhibitor activity. The coding region runs from base 1 to 981 and encodes 326 amino acids.
AUGAAUCUCAGGGUUGUCGUCGUCGCCCUUUGGGGGCUUGUGGCGUGCGGUUCAUGUAAACCGGUGACACACAACAUCACUCUGCCGCUCUGCGACUCUCCAGAGGCUGAAGCUGCCGCUCAGGUGGCUUUGGAUUUCAUCAACGCGCAGCACACACAUGGCUACAAAUAUGCCCUGAACCAAAUCGAGGACAUCAAGGUCAUUAAUAAGGUUGACGGAACACACACCUAUCUGUUGGAGCUGGAGUUCCUCGAGACUAAGUGCCACGUCCACAACCCAAAAUCUGUGCCUCACUGUGAUGUUAGACCCAAGAUCGAAACGGCAGUUGAAGCGGACUGCGAUGUAGCGCUCUCUGAAGCUGACGGGCACUUUUCUGUCAUAGCAUUCAAGUGCAAGAGUGAAUUAGAAUCAUUUGGCCCUUGUCCAGGCUGCCCUUUUCUGCAGCCACUGAACAACACGGCCGGCAAUGAGCUGGUCCACACCUCACUGAGGCACUUCAACAAAAACCACACCCUCAAUGCUUUCAUUCUUCUCGAGGUUGGGCGGCUGUCAUCUCAGGUGGUGUCCGGUGGGCCCUUAUUUAGAGCUGAAUACGCCAUUAUCGAAACCAACUGCACAAGUGUGGACGAUGAGAACUGCAUCCCUCUGAACCAUGCGGUUGCUCACCAUGGAUUCUGUCAUUCUCAAGGCCAUGGACUUCAUGUGAAAGUUGACUGCGAAAUCUUUCCACCACACAAUGCGACACUUCCUGCUCUACCAGCCGGGCCAGCAUCCCCAUCCAUCACCCAGGGCUUCCAGCACCACAAACUCACAACCCUGCAUGACCCUCAUGCCACCGGCCUCUUAUCUGUAGAGUCUGAAUCAGCUGAGAAAGCACCAAUCGUCAAAAGGACAGUGGUAGAGCCUCCAACAAGUGGGGUAUUAGGUGCUGAACCACUAUUUCUGGUUCCGAGGUGCCCAGGGAAAAUCAGACACUUUUGAGUCUACUCUUUAAAUGUGCCCUUGAUACAUUUAUGUAGUGGGCAUUAGGUUUUCCAUGGGCACAAAA